UUCAAACCGUAUGUUUUGCUUUUACAAGAGAAAAGACUUUAAGGCUGAAGACUAACUGGUUAUUUUGACAAAUGUACGUCUGGUUAACCGCCCCACCUCCGUUAAAGAGCUGCGUGCAGCCGUGUUCCUGAGCUUUUCUAUGGGACGCUUCGGGACUGUCUCUCACGCAGUGCAUGCCGGUCACAAACGGUGCUACUGUUCACCCAUGUGCCGUUGCCUGGUGGAAAUUGAGAAAUAGCUGUUACAACACAAAUGGGAGUAGCUGGGCAAUAAAUCAAGUGCACCGGUAAAUUUGUUGACGUCACGUGUUGUGGGUUUUUCGGCGGGUUUUGAUCGCUGACCUGGAGCACUGCUCAGCUAAAGACAGAGAUGCCACCAAAGAAAAGGGCCAGAGUGAGUAAAGGAGCAGCAAAUUCAGGCAAAGGUGAUGGUGAAACAGAUUAUUUUGCAAAAGAAAAAGCUGGCGGUAAAAAAAAAGCUGCAGCUUCUGUUGAGUCUGGCAAAACUAAGGAGAGCUCAGAAUCACCUGGCUCUCCACAGUACUGCCACUGGCUGAUGAAGUCUGAGCCCGAGAGCCGCUUUGAGAACGGGAUCGACGUGAAGUUCGGGAUCGAGGAUCUGAAGGCUUUGCCUAAUCAGACCAGCUGCUGGGACGGCGUCCGCAAUUAUCAGGCGCGCAACUUCAUGAGGCAGAUGAAAGAAGGGCAGGUGGCUUUCUUUUACCACAGCAACUGCAAGGAACCGGGGAUAGCAGGAGUCAUGAAAAUUGUGAAGGAGGCUUAUGUGGACCACACUCAGUUUGAUAAGAAAGAUGUCCAUUUUGACGCCACAAGUAAACGAGACAACCCCAAGUGGAGCAUGGUAGAUGUCCAGUAUCAAAGAAUGACGAAGCGCUUUCUUCCUCUGUCCGAGCUGAAAAAGUACCACCUGCAGCAUCGCGCCAACGGAGGGCCUCUAAAGGACAUGGCUCUUUUUACAAGGGCCAGGCUCUCUGUGCAACCCCUAACCACUGAGGAGUUUGACUUUGUCCUGAGUUUGGAAGAUGAAGAGCCUUUGUGAGGAUUUGGAACAGAUGAUGCUUUUUGACACAGUGAAGUCAUGAAGCAGCAACCUACUUUACAGUACCGUCAUGUCUUGUCUUGUUCAUAAAGAUUAUAAAAUGGGUUUUUGUCAAGUUAUGACACAUCCAGUUUUUAACCUUUACCUCUGAACGAUACAGAGCGAGCUUGCUUUUGGUGGACAACUUCAGCCACUGCGUACAAAAUCUUGAAAUUGCAGUGUGUGGAUACAAAACAGCAGCAGAUUAUUAAGUAUAAUACAUAUGAGUAUGUAAUGUUGAUUGGGGCUGUCCUUUGCCCUCAGAACAGCUUCAGGGCUUGUUUUAUUGCCAUUACUCAACUUGUAAUUUGUGUAUAGCAGCAUAAGAGACCAUUCUUUAUAAUGCCUGACACCUAUUUAAUGAUAAAAAUGACUUCACAUUCUGCACUCCAUACAUUUCCAUAAUGAGGUCCACUGCUGUCCAGCGAUGAUGAAGUGAGUGGGAAGAUAAAAGGUGUUUUGACAUCAUCAGAAUCAGAAAUACUUUAUUGCGGACUGGCCGACCAGAUUUAUUUGCUCGUAUUCAUUGUUAAUUAUUAAAUUUUUAGAAUAAUACAGAUAGACCUCUCAGCAACACGCAGGUAGUGUCCUUGCACAGAUUUCAUGUGCUGCUGAUCGUGAAAGGUGCUGAUGACGGACUGGUUACCUUGCGCAACUUUAAUUACAAUUCAGGAUAUUGUUGUUUGUUACGUGACAAGAAGUGAUGAGGAAAAGUGCCGUAUAGACUGUGCCAAGCUCAAGGUAAUGGAUUGAGUCAGUUUUCAAAGCCUCAACGUGGUGUUUCGUGGUGUCUCUUUUAUGCAAAUGCAGUUUGGGAUGCACAGGCGGCUUGUUUUUCUGUAUUCUUCUAACAUUACACACACUGAUGCAGGGCUACAACUAACGAUUAUUUUUAUUAUUGAUUAAUCGUAUAAUUGUUUGGUCUAUAAAAAAUGUCAAAUUUAAAAAAAAUAAUAAAUAAAAAAAUAUCCAGCAUAAAUUCCCAAAGACCAAGUUGUCAUCUUCAAACAAUCCAAAACCAAAAGAAGAUCAAUUUACAAUCAAGAGAACUAAGAAAACCACAUUCACAAUUUUCAUUCAAGCAUUUUGCUUUAAGAAAAUUACUUAAACGAGAAAACUAGCUGCAGAUUUUCUGUCGACUGCCUAAUCGAUUAAUUGCUUCAGAACAAGUUUGCAGUUUUGUAAUUGAUUCAGGAACCAUUUGGCCCCUGUGACACUCUGAGGAUCCAUAUGUAUUAGAAAACUGAAAAAAUACUGACUUUAUUACCUGUUCAAAGCUGUCACAUAGUGUUAAAUGGCUCUCAAUUACAAUACAACUCACCCAUGUACUGUAUGUAGCAGUGUUAGUGUGAUAGUACGAUGUUGAUAUUCAAGUUCUUUACCAUGUGGUGUUUUCAUUAUUUUGUCCACCCAGUCUGUUCAGGUUUAUACAUGUCUGUCACAAACACUUUCACUCAUUUCUGCAAUACAACCAAGUCUGAUUUUUUUUUUUCAUUUGGCAUCAAUUUAUUUCAGUUUUGGGGACAAGGAAUAAUUGAUUAGCAUUUUGCAAAAGAUAGAUAAUUCUACUGUAAGUUUUCUCUGGUUAAAAGACUAAAAUUAUGUUAGAGGCAGGAGGAUUUCAUUUGCUUGAUACACUUAGGCACAACUUUCAAGUCUAAUAAAGAGGAUACAGAAGACUUCAUACUUUCAGACCUUAAAACAACACCCUUUCCUAACACCACUGGAAUGCUGAGGUAAAGCAUAUGAACAUGAAAGGUCAUUUUGUGGCACUGUGUAUUGUAUAAUCAAUGUACACAAGCUGAGACAGGGAACAGGAUUAAAGGUUUUAGCUGGUCAUAAUAUACAGAUUAAAAAAAAAAAUGUGUGGGAUAAUACUUAAGCCCUCGCUCAAAAAGGAAAAA
Siniperca chuatsi (mandarin fish) is the source of this 3002-nucleotide messenger RNA. RefSeq names its product thymocyte nuclear protein 1 (gene thyn1). Lineage: Eukaryota; Metazoa; Chordata; Actinopteri; Centrarchiformes; Sinipercidae. The record is from RefSeq and is a predicted model, not a curated record. Gene Ontology annotation, cellular component: nucleus. The transcript has 8 exons. The coding region runs from base 370 to 1059 and encodes 229 amino acids.